Molecule: messenger RNA, 954 nt
Organism: Sabethes cyaneus
Lineage: Eukaryota; Metazoa; Arthropoda; Insecta; Diptera; Culicidae
Gene: stet
Product: protein rhomboid
Exons: 6
Coding region: 1-954 (317 amino acids)
Cellular component (GO): membrane
Molecular function (GO): serine-type endopeptidase activity
Source: RefSeq, a predicted model, not a curated record
AUGAGCGGCAAACGGUCGCGUAGUUUCAAGUGUGCAGUACAUCAUCGCGAUCGUGAAGUUUGUUCGGAGAACGAUUUUCAUCUGAUAUUUGAAGAUCCACCAUUAUUCAAGAGAAUGGUACACGUAAUUGCAAUGGAAGUGCUCCCCGAAGAGCGGGAUCGAAAAUAUUAUGCAGACAAUUAUUCAUGCUGUCCGCCUCCAUUAUUUGUGAUAUUAGUUACAUUAGUUGAGCUGGGUUUCUUCACAUACCACACGCUUACAUCGGGCCAGGCGGACCCGGCCGGUCCGGUUCCGAUCGAUUCGAUGUUUAUCUACAGGCCAGACAAACGACACGAAGUUUGGCGGUUCCUAUUCUAUAUGGUUCUACACGCUGGAUGGUUCCAUCUUGGCUUUAACCUAGUCGUUCAACUCCUAGUUGGACUACCAUUGGAGAUGGUACACGGAUCAACUAGGAUAGGAUGCGUAUAUCUAGCGGGUGUGCUCGCAGGGUCGUUAGGUACUAGUGUAUUCGAUCCAGAAGUUUACCUAGUCGGUGCUAGCGGGGGAGUCUACGCUCUGCUAGCGGCUCAUCUAGCGAAUGUCAUGCUAAAUUACCGUAACAUGCAGUAUGGCGUCAUUCGAUUGUUGGCGAUACUCUUGUUUGCAUCCUGCGACGUUGGUUUCGCGAUCUAUUCCCGGUACGCGGUGGAACCGGAGAGUGGUGCACCGUCGGUGUCCUAUGUUGCCCACUUGACCGGGGCACUAGCCGGUCUAACGAUCGGUUUGCUAGUGUUGAAAAAUUUCGAGCAAAAAUUACACGAACAGCUGCUGUGGUGGGUGGCUCUCGGCGUGUACGCGGCGUGUACAAUUUUCGCCGUUGUGUACAACCUGGUGAACACGGUCACAGUGCAGAGGCUAGAGGAGGAAGGCGAACAGGUACUGAAGCAGCAUCUUUUCAAUAAUUUUGGAUUUUAG